Anguilla anguilla (European eel) is the source of this 2587-nucleotide messenger RNA. It is a transcript of the gene znf326, whose product is annotated as zinc finger protein 326. NCBI's taxonomy places the organism in Eukaryota, Metazoa, Chordata, Actinopteri, Anguilliformes, Anguillidae. Gene Ontology annotation, cellular component: nucleus; DBIRD complex. Gene Ontology annotation, biological process: regulation of DNA-templated transcription elongation. The transcript has 15 exons. Bases 135 to 1796 code for a protein of 553 amino acids. Gene Ontology annotation, molecular function: DNA binding. The record is from RefSeq and is a predicted model, not a curated record.
CCAUUUCCGACCAGAGAUUUUGAAAAACACGAUACUAUCAUAUGUGCUGUAGAUGAAACAGACGUAUAUGACUGCAUGAUUAUCAGCCCCAAGAGCAGGAUUAGAGCAUUCCUCCAGAGUUAAAAUGAUCUAGUAUGCAUACAUCUUUGGUCUUUUUGGAACUCACCAGAGCUGCGGAACUUAAAAUAAGACUGGAACGGUAUUCUAGCCGGAAAAUUGUGGUUGAUACACAGGUCUGUAGAACUGCUUUUGCUGCAGAAAUGAUUCGUGGAAAUCCAAGGGGGAGGUUUACUGGGCCGGUUCCCAGGCCCUUUGAAUCGUCUUAUGGUGAUGAAUAUGAAAGCUACACAGAAACAGACAUGAUGGCACCAUCAUCUGGAAAUGGAGAAGUCUGCCAUGGCUAUGUUCGCACAAGACUUGCACCCCCUGACCCACACCCUAUGGAGUACUACGGUUUGAAAAGGAGCAGCUCUGAAAGGUCCGGACCAUACGAGUCUUACGACUCCGGGUCUUCUAAAGGUAGCCGAGAUCUGCACAGAUCCGGCUUUGGGAGUAGUUAUGAUGGUGGAUAUGACAGCUCCCCCUCAAGUAAUCAGUUCUAUAGGGAGGAGUCCAGCUGGGACUCGUCCUACCCCAGGUCCGCUAUCAGGUCUGGCUUUUUGGAUAAUGAUGGAAGAGAUGGUUACUCUUCCUACUCCAGCAGCGACUCCCCCCACACGAAGCUCGCGCCCUUCGGCUCGCGGGGCCGAGGAAUGCCUGCUUACCCCCAAAACAGUUUUGGCGGGAGAAGCAAUGAUGUGGGAGGACCGCCUGCAUUCAGAGGCCGAGGCAGAGGAUUUAUAGCUGGUGGCAAUGGAAUCAGGCAGCCUAUGACUACAGCCCCACGCCCACAAGCUUUUAGACCAAUGGAGAGGGGCAAGCCAGCAAUGAUACAUUAUGGGAUACCCAGACCAGAGUUCUACGGUGGUUACCAGCAUCCACCCCAACCGGCAGCCCGUGGUAUGAAGAGGAAGAUGAUGGCACCCCCUAUGCCUGCCAUGAUGGUGAAGAAGCAGAAGCCUUUCCCGGUCGUCUACGAAACUGUAACAAACAGUCCGUCAGAGGGCCUUAAUACCAAGACUGAGAAAGAUGAGGACACCGAUGACUCAGAGUCGAAACAGAGGAAAGUCAGGAGGGAGAAGCAGAAGCGUAAACGAGUGAAGGAAAUAGAGAAAUAUGGGGACAUGCACAGGCUGGCCUUCACAUGUGCAUUCUGUAAAGUUCGCACAUGUGACGACAAGGAGAUCGAGGAUCACUUUGCCAGCACAUUUCACCAGCAGACACUGGCACACAUUCAGAAGCAGACCAAAUUUGAUGACAAAACGAUGGCUUUCUUACAUGAAUCCAUGGUAAAUAAGUUCCGGAAGAAUGUAUUACGAAAGCGUAACAACGCUGGCGCAGAACCCACACUGGAUGAAAUUCAGCGAGAACUUUCGAAAGUGGUGGUGGAGGAGGUGUGUCUGAGCAAGGUGGAGAUGAUCCUCUGUUUGGCCUGUCACACCCACAUCCCCGCGGCUCUCAUCUCCCUGCAGAACCACCUCCAGUCCAGUGAUCACCUGAAGAACAAAUCGGAGUUCACAGAAACACAGAAAAGGGAGAGUGUGCUUGCCGCCACCAGCAUCAUGACCAACCCCAUUGUGAAGGCUCGCUUCGAGAAAUACCAAAAGGGUGAGAAUCCUUUCGAUGAUGAGAAACUGGCACCUGAGGACUGUCCGCAUGAAGAAGCAGAGGACGACCUGAACCACGUGGCAGAAUGACCUGUCCACUCCGUUUUUACUACGCUCUCACUCCAAAUCCAUCGCUGGUCUCCAGAACCUUUCAGCCAACCCGAAGCUAUAUUUUGUUCUUUUGGUUCAUUUGGUGUCAUGUUUGAAAUGGCUUUUAAUGCACUAGGUAUUGGUCUUAAGCGUGUAUUUUAUGGCUUCCCUGUCACUACUAUGGCCUAGUGUUUCUGUCUUUUCGACUUGCAGACGUUGAUACUGAAAGUCAUGUCUCAGCUCUGGUUGUAAAUUACAUUGCCCCUGUUCUGCCUGGCAAAAUGAUCCUUGUAAAAUUGUUUGCUUAAGCCUUUUCUUUUUUUAAGAAAGUGUAAAUGUCUUAAUCACUUUUAGUGGGUCGACCUCACCUUUUUAAGGGUGGUUCUCAGUAAGGACUUGAAAAAGACAAGUGUUGUACAGUUUUUCUCUGUGAUUUCUGGUAAUAACCGUUGUUGAACUGAAAUACAUUUUUCGGCAAAGUUAAGGAAAUGUAGAAUUGUGAACUUCUUUCUUUUGCAUUUUCAGUGGAAAUGUAAAUGUCUUGAAAAGCAAUGUAUGAAAUGCUAAUUUUAAAAUCCCCUGAAAAUGAAUAGGCAGUUCUCAUAAUUUAUCAGGUUUGCCUCUGUUCAUUUUUUCAGUGACCUUCCUCUAAUGUUAUAAUGGACAUACCAUUUUGCUGCUGAACUGCUGCAGUUGAGAUCGUGGUGCCUUAGUGUUGACCUGGUGCAUGAUUUACUCAAAGCACCACUCUAUCCAAAUAGCAAGAAUCAUUAAAAGAUUAUCAAGACUGA